AUGCCAAGGGGUCUGUCAUCACCGACCAAGAAGGUGAUUUCCAACUCGGCUGCCUCUCCAUCUGGCAGCAAGCUCGAGAAAAUCAAAGCAUUAUCACCGGAGGCGUCACCAGAAACCUCGGUAGCCAGCGGGAGCGAGGAUGACAGCGAGGAUGUCAGCGAGGAUGAAGUGAAUAGCAGAGACGGGGAAGACGAAAGCAAGUCGGAGGGCGCAAGCAGUGGAAGGAGCGACGAGGAGGCCGUCGGUGACGACUCUACUACCAUCAAAGAUGCACCGGCAGCAGCAGACGAGGAGCAGGACGAGAAGAAGGGGGCCACCAUCGCCGAGGACGGCAAAAAGGUCACGUUCGAAGACCUCGGUGUAAUUCCGCAGAUCGUAGAGGCGUGUACCAACAUGGGCUUCAAGCACCCCACUCCAAUCCAGGUCAAAUCCAUCCCCGAAGCGCUGCAAGCUCGCGAUGUCAUUGGUCUCGCCCAGACCGGUUCAGGAAAGACGGCAGCGUUCACGAUUCCCAUUCUCCAAGCAUUGUGGGACAACCCGAAGCCCUUCUUUGCGUGUGUGCUCGCUCCCACACGUGAACUUGCAUACCAGAUUGCACAGCAGGUCGAAGCGCUCGGUUCGACCAUCGGUGUGCGCGCCGCCACCAUCGUUGGUGGCAUGGACAUGAUGUCGCAGUCCAUCGCGCUGUCAAAGCGUCCCCACGUCAUCGUAGCCACCCCCGGUCGUCUGCAGGAUCACUUGGAGAACACCAAAGGCUUCAGCCUGCGCGGGUUGCAGUAUCUGGUCAUGGAUGAAGCCGAUCGUUUGCUGGAUAUGGAUUUCGGCCCGAUCAUUGACAAGCUGUUGCAGUCGAUUCCGAGGGAGAGGAGGACCAUGUUGUUCAGUGCCACCAUGACCACCAAGGUGGCCAAGCUGCAGCGUGCAUCGCUCAAGAACCCCGUGCGCGUCGAGGUCGACACUAAGUACACCACUGUCUCGACGCUCAAGCAGCAUUACCUCUUCAUGCCUUUCGCACAAAAGGACACAUACCUGGUGCACCUCGCCAACGAACAGGCAGGCCACUCGAUCAUCGUUUUCACGCGUACCGUGCACGAUUCGCAGCGGCUCUCGAUUCUGUUGCGUCUUCUCGGCUUCCCAGCAAUCCCGCUUCACGGCCAGUUGAGCCAGCAGGCGCGUCUGGGCGCGCUCAACAAGUUCAAGACGGGUGGUCGCUCGAUCUUGGUAGCGACCGACGUGGCUUCGCGUGGUCUCGACAUUCCCGCCGUCGACCUGGUCGUCAACUACGACAUCCCCACUAACUCGAAGGACUACAUUCACCGUGUUGGUCGUACCGCCCGUGCAGGUCGUUCCGGUCGCUCCGUCACUUUGGUCACGCAGUACGACGUCGAACUGCUACAACGCAUCGAAGCAGUGAUCGGGCUCAAGAUGACCGAGUUCCCCGGUGGAAACGACAAGGAGGCCGUGAUGCUCUUGAGCGAGCGUGUGGCCGAAGCGCACCGUGCCGCCGUGAGGGAGCUGAAGGACAACGGCGUGGGAAAUGCAGGUGGGUCGGGUAAAAGAAAGCGAAAGAUGGAUGGGAGACAUGGUGACGAUAUGGACCGCGAUGACGAUCAGGUUCAGGCUGGUCUGCCUGUUUCGGGCAACGGACGACAUCAGAAUCAGAACAGAAAGAAAGGUCGUCGCUGA
Molecule: messenger RNA, 1686 nt
Organism: Sporisorium graminicola
Lineage: Eukaryota; Fungi; Basidiomycota; Ustilaginomycetes; Ustilaginales; Ustilaginaceae
Exons: 1
Coding region: 1-1686 (561 amino acids)
Molecular function (GO): nucleic acid binding; RNA helicase activity; ATP binding
Source: RefSeq, a predicted model, not a curated record